Molecule: messenger RNA, 3768 nt
Organism: Oncorhynchus keta (chum salmon)
Lineage: Eukaryota; Metazoa; Chordata; Actinopteri; Salmoniformes; Salmonidae
Gene: scarb2c
Product: scavenger receptor class B, member 2c
Exons: 12
Coding region: 89-1525 (478 amino acids)
Biological process (GO): receptor-mediated endocytosis; protein targeting to lysosome
Cellular component (GO): membrane; lysosome; cytoplasm
Molecular function (GO): scavenger receptor activity
Source: RefSeq, a predicted model, not a curated record
UACACAGUUAAAGAAGAAGAAGUGGUUAGCAAGAGAAAGAUAUCUGGCUAGCGUUGGACAUAUCGGUAACCCCUGAAGUUGAUCAAUCAUGUCAGUGAAAUCGUUUUGUAUUUACAGUACGGGAGUGAUUUCUAUUCUAACUUUAAUAGCAGGCAUAGUUCUGGUGCUUUCGCAGGUGUUUCAAAAUAUCCUCAACGCGAAGAUAAAAAAGGAGAUUGUGCUCAGGAAUGGCACACAUGCAUUUGAUGUGUGGGAAAACCCACCUCCUCCAGUCUACAUUCAGUUCUACUUCUUUAAUGUGACCAACCCGGCAGAGGUACUGAAGGGAGAGCGGCCUGCUGUUCUCGAGGUCGGACCUUACACGUACAGGGAGUUUCGUCCAAUGGAGCGAGUGAAUUUCCUAGAGAAUGGAACCAAAGUGUCAGCUGUCAACACUAAGACCUAUGUGUUUCAGUCUGACAUGUCCAAAGGACCAGAGAGUGACCUGAUCAGAACAGUCAACAUCCCAGCUAUGACGGUGAUGGAAAAAUUCAAGGAUACGUCAGUUAUUGCCAAUAUCAUCUCAUCUUACAUGAAGUCGGUGAAUGAAGACUUGUUCACUACACACACUGUGGGAGAACUGCUUUGGGGCUAUGAGGAUGGCCUUCUCAAAGCUCUGAAAGUAGUGGACCCUACAUUAGAUGAUGUGUUUGGACUCUUCUACAAGCAAAAUGCUACAGAUGACGGAGAGUAUGUGUUUCUGACCGGUCAGCAGAGUUAUAAGGACUUUGCCGUUAUAGAUCAAUGGAAGGGUCAAAGCUCUCUGAAUUGGUGGACCACAGAUGAGUGUAACAUGAUCAAUGGGACCAAUGGGGCCUCCUUUCAUCCAAUCAUCACCAAGAACGAGACCCUCUACAUGUUUUCCUCUGAUCUCUGCAGAUCUAUCUAUGCCAUCUAUGAGGAGGAGAGCAGUGUGAUGGGUGUCCCAGGCUACAGGUUCUCUCCACCCAGCAAGGUAUUUGCCAACACAACAGAGAACGCUGGUUUCUGUUCCCCACCAGGGAACUGUCUGGGCUCUGGCGUGCUCCAAGUCAGUGCCUGCAAACAAGAUGCUCCGAUCGUCAUGUCUUCUCCACACUUCUACCAGGCAGAUGAGAAGUUUGUCAAAGACAUCUUCGGGAUGAAACCAAACAAGAAGCAACACGAGACCAUCAUAGAUAUCAACCCGCUUACAGGCAUCGUACUUCAGGCUGCUAAGAGACUUCAAGUGAAUGUGUUCGUGGAGAAGAUUCCUGUGUUUAGCCAAACAGGUGAUAUCAGGACUCUGGUGUUUCCUGUACUCUAUCUCAAUGAGAGUGUUGUGAUCGAUGAGGUAUCGGCCAAACAGCUGCAGGUGAUCGUGGCGGAGGGCAACAUAGUGGUCAACAUACCCUUUAUGCUGAUUGGCUUAGGAAUCCUCCUGGGCGUGAUCUUCAUGGUGGCCCAGUGUCGUCAACGGAUCCCAGAGGGCUCUUCUGCCGAACGCCAGCCCCUUCUGAAGUCCUAGUGCCACAAGAAGUAGAAUUGGCUCCACCGGAAGUGGUAUCCUGGGAGGACAGGAUUAGGAUUGCCAUCCAUGUUUUGUUAACAAUAUCAAGGGUUCUGACUGUGUAUUAUCUCCACUUUACCAGAUUUAAUCAGCUUCUACCCUGUAACCAUAACCUCACUAUUGACUCUACUGUAAGGCUAGAUCAGGAAGCGGAUUGAGAAUGUUUUUUAAUCUUUGAAAAUGAAUAGUUGAAAUAAUUUCUAAAGUUUGACUUUUUAAUCUGUUUUUUUAUUUUUAUCAAAAAUUGUUUGUUUUUUUUAACAUGAGUUACACGGAAGCUGACUGUACAUUUUAUUUAAUAUUUUUUAUUGCUUUUAAAUGUUGUGUUUUAGGGUCACCCAGAGAGAUGGAACACUGAUAGUAGGGAAUGGGAGAGGAUAGAAGCUCGGGCAGAUUGCCAAGAUCAUGACAGCCAUUGAGAGGCUGUUGAAAAGAAUUGCAAUAUUAUUAUAAUCUAUCGCUGUCAUUAUUAGGAUUCGGAAUGUUGUAAAACUUCAAUUAAUAGCCUGGGUGUUUAUUUGCUUAAAUCACUUAACACAACAGAUGUAUAUUAGAGACAGGCUUCUAUUUGAGCCAGGCGUCUAUUUCCUUAAUGCACACAACUUUUGUUCAUUUCAAUAGUUAAUUGUUUAAUUCCAGAAUUCACUUCCAGCAUUCUAAUCAUUUACAUACUGUCAAGUUUAUUUUCUGUUAGUAUGCCUUUUAUUUAGAAGGGAAAAUAAUGUUUCCUUGACAGAAUAAUGAUUGAAAUGGAAUUUUCACCACUUCUGAUUAUAACUACAUACCUACAUACGUAUAGGGGGAUGUUAUCAACAUUUUAUCAAACAGAUCAGUCGUCGUUCGUCGUUCUGCCCUUGAACAGGCAGUUAACCCACUGUUCCCAGGCCGUAAUUGAAAAUAAGAAUAUGUUCUUAACUGACUUGCCUGGUUAAAUAAAGGUAAAAAAAAAUAAUUAUAAAAAAUCUGUACAUACAUUAGGACAUAUAUAUGCCAUUUAGCAGACGCUUUUAUCCAAAGCGACUUACAGUCAUGUGUGCAUACAUUCUACGUAUGGGUGGUCCCGGGAAUCGAACCGACAUGUAUUUAGUCAGCAGGCAUUGGAAUCCACUGUUAAAUAUAUCAUUGCUAAUUGAUACCGUGUCAAAACAGUACUAAAUAAGAGUAUAGACGCAUGAGAAAAUACUGGAUAUUUGCAUGGCAACAAUGUUCUGCUGCCUGGGCUUGUGAUCACUGAGAGAAGUGGCAAAUCAUAUACUGAUAUUCCUGCUUCGGGAAUCUGCAUUUCAAAACGUUGUUUCCAAUUUCUUUAUUUUUGUGAUGAACCAGUUUCACAACGGACAGGCAUGUGUAUUCUUGUCUAUUUUAGCGUGAUAAAUAAAAGAUAAUAUAUAUAGAUAGAUAUAGAUAAAAGAUUAUCGGUAACAUUCAACUAGCAAUCUACUAACCCUAAACUUUAUCCGAACCCUAAACGUAACCCUUACCCUAAACUUUAUCCUAACCCUAAACGUAACCCUUACCCUAUACUUUAUCCGAACCCUAAACGUAACCCUUACCCUAAACUUUAUCCGAACCCUAAACGUAACCCUUACCCUAAACUCUUAGUCUAAACCUAGUUAGUUAACACUAACCUUAGCAAGCAGUUAUAACCUUAGCAAGCGGUUAUAACCUUAGCAAGCAGUUAUAACCUUAGCAAGCAGCUAUAACCUUAGCAAGCAGUUAUAACCUUAGCAAGCAGUUAUAACCUUAGCAAGCAGUUGCUUAUCAACAGAUGGUAUAUCAACAGGUAGUUUGUUGAUAGUAUGACCAUCUGUGGAGCAUCCAAGUAAUGUUCACAACUCUUAUGUUCCGAUCACUGGUAUGCAUAGUUGCAGACUACUUUUUUCAUAUUCAUUUUUCUGUCCUUCAUCUGAACUAGUAUGAGUUAUAAUUGUUAUUGGACAUGUGUAUUAUUAUUUUGCUCUGUGAGAGAGAGAACCUGCAUGGGGUUUUUCUUGUUGUUGAUUUAAGAAACAAUAAAAUACUUUCACUACCAUGUCACAAAAUUCAAUAAUAUAUUUUAACAUUAGUUACAUUGUGUGUGUGUGUGUAUAUAUACAAAUAAAUAAUUUACAAAUAAAUAAUGGCUCCAUGGCAUUGUCACAGUUUUAAACAUAUCUUCCACAGACAUUAUUUUUUUCUCAUCAAUAAACUGCUUCAUGUUG